GGGUCCUGGGCCCGGGCCCGCCUCGCCCCGCCCCGCCCCGCCCGCCGUGACGCGGGCAACGAGAAACCUCCCGCUGCCGCGGAAACCGAAACUGAAGCGGGGCCGGGCGGCGGCGGCAGAGUCGGGACCGGCACCGCGACCAGGGCACCCGCGCUCCGGCCGGCUGCCUGAAGCUUUGCCCCGAGGCAGCGGCGUGCAGGCAUGGAGUGCCUUCGGUGCCACUUUGUUUCUCAAGAUGCUUCUCCCAACUUCUGCAGCAAGUGUGGGCUCCUGCUGGGACCCUCCCUCCGCACAGCACCCCCCACCACGGAGAAAGGAGGCGGUGAGGCCAGGGAGAUGGAGAUGGAGAUGGAGCUGGAGCCUGGACGAUCGCUGAGGGUAGAGGGUGUCCCCUUCUCUGGGCUGGGUGCCGAGACCAGAGACACGAAGGGGAAGCCAGAAGAGUCGCUUACGCAGGACGCCGGGGCUCAGACCGGUGGCUCCAAGAAGAAAGCAGUACAAGGGGUGAGUGAGGUAGAGGCUGCCAGCCCUCCUUCCAGAAAGAGGAAAAAGGAGAAGCCAGGCUCACCUGAAGGCAGCAGCCCAUCUCUCGCAAGCCCACAGCAGAAAAGGAGGAGGGGGAAGAAGAAUAAGAAGAAGAAAGAUGCCCUGGGCAUGGAGCAGCUGGACUCCUUGAAGUCAGGCGCACCUAGCACAGAUUGUUCUGUGGUCUCGGAAAGAUCCUGCGACCCCUUUCCCGCGUCGGAAAGCACAACCCAAGAGGACGAAGCGGCCAAGCCAGGCGCUGCACUGCCUGCUGGUCGCACCGCAGGUGAAACAAAAAGCAGCGAUUCUGUGGGCUCCUUGGGAGACGAGAAUAAAAACACAGAAAUGGCUGUGCGAGAUCACUGCAGCAGCAGCACCAGCCUCCAGGAUGAUGCUUGUGCCAAGACAGCUCAGCCCACAGGCUCCACGGCUCCACAGGAGAAGAUGGAGGAUGGAAAUCCCAAAGGUGAUGGACAAAAGGGCAGAGAAGAGAGGGCAUCUGAGAAGCAGGAGGAUGCCCGCAGCCCUGCUGAAACGGAGCAGCCUCUGGGAAAAGCAUCCGAUGCCCAAACUUCAGGGGCAGAUGGAGAUGCACCGGGCUCCAAAGGAGCUGGAGAAGGGGACUCCCCAGGGCUUCCCACCAGCGCGGAAACGCCGGAGAACGAAGAAGCUAGUCCUUCUGCAGAGGCUGUGAAUCAGAAGAGCAAAGUCUCGCCAACCGAGCCUCCGGACACACGCAGCAGGGGAGGGAAGGUGGAACAAGAGUCCAAGCAGCAAGCGCACGCUCCAGCGUCAAAGGCAACCAGCCAGGUGGUGGUAGGAGGGCUGCAAAAGGCGGCAGGAGGGUCACAGGAGGCCCCGAAGGGGACAGCGGAUAAUAAAAAGGGACCAAAGGAGGCUGACCACCCGAAACAAGACUAUGCCUCUGUUGUAAAGACCACAAGCAAAAAGGAGGAGAAGCAGCAGGCAAACCAGAAGGCGGGUGAGGAAGGACGAGGCAGAAGUCAAGCCCAAACAAAGGGUGACGUCCCGAGCAAUCAGAAAACCAAGCAGAAGGAGCAAGACAAGAAAGCCACUCCACGUGUGGUUAAACAGAGCCACGUGUCUCCUGCAAAAGGCAUCAUGGUGUACUUCCAUGCAGUCAUCUCUAAAGACUUCAAGCUCAAUCCUGAGCAGCAUAAAGUGUUCAUCAGGGGAGAAGGUAUUUCAGGAUAUGAAAAAUGGCAUGAUAAUAUCUGCGAAUUGCACUGUACAAAGGACCUGCAAGAGCACGGACACCUCUUUGAAGGAUACGUUCUUAUUUCCAAAAACAAUUUGGAUAAAGGCAUUGCCUACAAAUACUAUAUAGCUGGUGAGAAAAAGGGAGAGUAUGAAAUGAUUUACAAGUCUGGUGGUCCAGAAGGUUACAUCAAUCGCUACAUGCACGUAUCUUCUGAUCUCUGUUACGAAGAAUGGCAUCAGUAUGAUGAUAUCGUGUGUGCUCCACUUGAUCCUUCUCUGAUGAAGAAGAUCAAGUAUUUUUUGGGGCUGGAUGAUACAAAGAAAAAAGUUUUGACGGGGAAGAGGAUAGCCGGAGAAAUCAUGUUGGAGACCAUCUUCAGCCUCCUAAGCACCUGGUCCUGCAUCAAUGUAACGAGCUUUUUCAACCAGUUGCGUCAGUUUUAUGUAGUGACCAGCAAUCCAAUGGUGUACCAGGGAAGGCCAGAAAAGUGGACAUCGCUAGAGUUUGGAACAAAAGAGGUCAACGAGAUGCUUCUGGUGUAUUUGAGAAAACUAGGCAAGCCAUUGCUUGAGAGAGGUGCAUCUGCUCCACCAGAAAACUGGCCGGUGAAGAGUAAACUAGAGUUGGGGCUGAUCACUCUUGUAAUAGGUGAAUGCUACGGACUUCAGACCUCGAAAGAGGACCUGACUCAACUCUGCAGCCUGCUUUGCUUGGAAGAAAAGCUGGGAGACGAUGCUUUCCACAAAAUGGGCCACAUUUUAGAGCCGUUUAUGAAAAAUCCAUGCAUGAAGCAAUACCUGAUCCAUAUGUGCGAGAGAUGCAUGGAAAGUCAAGUGGAUCAGUGGGUGUGGAUCCUUCCUCUUCUGCAUUUCUUCGCUCAUCCUUUCGACCCUGUCAGACGCUCUGGAGCAGACUCUCACCAGAAAUCUGAAGAGGACUGGGCAGGGCUAGAAGGUCUGGCAUUCAAUGACUUCAAAAUGAGCACGUCUUAUCAGGGGAACCAGCUGCUGAAGCUCAUGGAAAGAAAGGCAUACCUGUUGAGAACAGACGAGAUGCUGGGCCGUUCCUGGUUCUGCUUGCUGCCCGUGGAUGUCUUGGGAGAGUUUCUGACCCGUUUACCUGUGCAGUUGUUGGAUGCUCUUGUAGGAAUUUACCAUCAACUACAAAGCAGCUACAUUACGUACACCACAACUGAGUCAAUAGGGAAUCUCCUAAGCAAGCUGACAGAGCUUCUGGAUCGUCACCAGAAAAGACCCCUACCACAAGACGUCUUGGAGGCCUGCUUGAUUGUCUGCUCUAAACUCUAUGACGUCGUCUGCAAAAAAAACAAGUCCAGUUAUUAUCAUGGACUUACUGCUGCAGCAGCUGUGAUUGUUUCCAGAGCUAGUGGCCUUACAUCCUUGGAGGUUUCAAAAGAUGCUUCAACAAGUGGAAGUCAUCAGAGUAUAUCAGUGGUGGACACCCUGAACAAUCUCCUGAGCCAGACAAGAAAGUGGCUUCGAGAUUGUUUAAGCAAGCCGCACUACAGUGCGUAUGGGGCCACUCUUCAUAACGAGCUGGAGGUCUGGGAUCGGUUUGUGAGGAUAACCUUUCCUGAUGAACAGUUCACUGAGACGUGGAAGAAAACUCUAGUUUCUGACCUGGAAGGGAAGAUUAAAAAGGAACCUCCAGUUCAACUGAUCAAAGACUACUGCGCCCAUCAUGAUGAGUUCAACAAGCUAGACUCUUACAUCGGGAAGUCCUUUGAGAACUGUGCUAUAGAAGCUGUUAACAUGGCGUGCCAGUCUCAGAAAAACCUCUUGGACAUGGUGUCAUCUUACGACCUGAGCAAAUUUGGUAAGCUCGUGUCAGCAGUGAUCACAAAAUCCUGGAUCCCUGACAAAAAUGGAAGGCCUGUAGAUGACUUCGAUGAAGUCCUGCUUCAUUUGCUUACGUGGCCAGACAUCAAGCAUCUUUUCAACUUCAGUGGAGCCAAUGGGCAGGUCCUGGAUCAACUUACUGAUGAAGCCAAGCAGCUAAUGGCCAUGGCUGACUCGGUUUUCAUGCACAUCGAUGAACACAUCAAGAAUGGAGAGAUCCUAGUUAAGCGCUUAGACCUCAUCCUAAAGCACAAGAAACAAUUUCUCUGCAUAUGGGAGCUGAAGCAUAAGCAUCUUCCAUCCCCGGAAAGAACAAAGCUGAACCGUGACCUGGAAAAAAUGCUGGCGCUCAGGAGGGAGGAAAAGAUAUCUGUAGAGAGAGAGAGGAAAUGGGUGACAGCGCUCCUGGACAUGUGCAGGAUGGUGCAGACAGUUAUAAGAGUGGAUGCCGCUGAUGUGGAGGAGAAACUUCAGGAGGAUCUGGGCACAAAAGGACUCUAUGAGGUUUGUGACGUGAGAACACUGGAUUCUCCCGGCGGAGGUCCCAUAAAAACCUAUUACAAUCUGAGCCCAGAGCUGCGGGAGGUGGCUGAGGUUAUGUGCACCUUCAAGGAGAGCAGCGUCUUCCAGUUCUGCUGGAAAAAGGCAGCGCAAGAGCAAAUGGAGGAACAAGAAGAUCUGGAUGAAGGAGCCACCCCCACACUACCCCUCGAUGAAGUGUACGACUCUCUGUUCUCUCCUUGCUACCGUGAAUAUCAGAAACUCCAUCGUGAGCUGAUAUCGGGAGAGCUGACCUUUGCAAAGGUGGAUGAUGUCUUCAGAGACUUUAAGAACCAUUACGAAGUUCUGAAAUCUGACCUCCGGCUCAUGUGCAAACUGCAGGAACAAGGUGACAGAAAAUGGAUCGAGCUGCGUCUUCGGCAGAUCCAACAAUACCACGAGCUGGACUUGGCUAUGGACUCUGCUGUGGUGAUUGCGAAGAUCAGAGAGGAUUUAAACCUCUCCGGUGACUUCAGCAAAAUCCACAAGAUUCUGAACUUUCGCAACCAGCUGGAAUCCAUAAAGGAAGAGAGGCUGGAUUACAUCAGCCCCGACCUCAUGAAAGCCAAGCAGCUGCUGGAAGAGAUCAAGGAGCCCCUUCGCAGGUGCCUGGAGCAGUUCACAGUCAGGAAGGACUUUGUCAACUGGGUCAAAGAGGCUUUGGAAGAUGUAAAUGAGCUCAAGGUGUUCGUGGACCUGGCCUCCAUCUCGGCGGGGGAGAACGACAUGGACGUGGAUCGUGUGGCCUGCUUCCACGACGCUGUGCUUGGCUACUCCUCCCUGCUGUACGAGCUGAAGCGGGAGUCGGGGUUCGAUGACUUCAUGCAGUGCCUGAAGAAGCUGGGGAAAGCCCUGGAGAGUGACGAAAACCUUCCCAAGAAACUGCGUGAUUCUGCUCGGCACUUGGAGUGGCUGAAGACCGUGAAAGAGAGCCACGGGUCUGUGGAGCUGUCCUCUCUGUCGCUAGCCACCAACAUCAACAACCAUGGGGAGUACGUCAUCAGAGCCCCGCCGGAGGGCCAGAAGGUGUCUCUGGACACGGUGCUGCGCCUGAAGCUCUCGGAGAGCCACGGGGACAGCGACGAGAUACGGCAGUACUCCUUGGAGGAACUGCGAGAACUGCUGAACAAGCUGAUGCUGAUGUCGGGCAAGGGGGACCAGAGUAUGGAGGUGGACAAGUUUUCAGAGGUGUUUUCCAGUGUCCAGAGACUGGCGCAGUCCUUUAUAGACCUGUACUCGGCAGGGAACAUGCUCUUCCGAUCCUGGGCCGCCUACGUGUAUUGCUCGCCCAGAAGCAAGGCAUGCACAAGCAUGGAUUUCUGUUUGAAAGCCAUCCCCAAGCUUGUAGGGAGGGGAGAGGUGACAGCGCUGCUCCCGCAGCUCUGCAGGACGAUGGAGAGCUUCCUGGUGCGGUGGAAGGACUUUGUGUCCGAAAAGCGUUCCCGGUAUUUCUACCUGAACUACUACACGGCAGAGCAGCUGGUUUACUUGUGCGGGGAGCUCACAAAAGGGCAGCCCAGCGAGAGAGCGUUGAUGAUGCUUUCAUUUGUGAAGCAAAACUGCACCGAGAGGGAUGUGGACGUGGCUUGCAGACGGGUGGUAUCCAGACACACACACACGAGCUUCCCGGACUUGCCAGCAGUGUUGGCCACGGAGGACCUGCCUGUCCAGCUGAAGCGUGUCUGGGGGUCCUACAUGGAAGACAUGCGUGCUUUCUUGCCAAACUGCUUGGACAUGGAUGCUCUGGGCAGUUGCCUUGACCAUCUGGCCCAUCGAGAGAAGCAGCAUGUUCGGCGAGCUCUCCCUCAGUGCCUGCAGGCCGGCAGGCCCAACCUUAUCACUUGUCCUAGGGCCGAGGUGCUGGCUUCGGCACUGGCCAUAUACAUGAGCAGCCCAGGCCAGCCCUUGCCCACCUUCGACGAAGUGCUCCUAUGCACACCUGAGACCAGCCUGGAGCAGGUGGGGCUCUUCCUGCGCCGGUGCCUCACGCCCAGCGACCGCGGGAAGAUCUACACCAUGCUGUACGCCGACGAGCUGAGCUACGACGUCGGGUGCAGAGCGGAGGAGCUGUUCCAGCGCCUGCUCAAGCAGUCCCACCUGGACAGCUACUGCCUCGUCAUCCUGUGCGACUGCGAGAGGGAGCACUGCUACAUCCCUUCUGCCUUCAGCCAGUACAAGGUGCACGCCACCCCCCAGGAGGAGCUGAAGGACAUCCAGGAGUAUCUGAGGAGCCACUUCGUGGUCACCCAGCCUACCAAGUCAGCAGCCUCUGUGUUCAAGGACCACAUGUGUGUUAGGAUCGUGUCCUCCAAGAGAGCCGGCGUGGGAAAAUCUCUCUAUGUGAAAAGGCUGCAUGAAAAACUGGAAAAGUGCUAUGACAUGACUGCACGUCUAGAAACGAUCAGGCUGAUUGAACCCCAGGUAGAUGAAAGCAAAGUGCUGAGAUCUCUCCUGCCUUUCCUGAGACGGCAGCACCAGCAAAAGCCCAUGAUAUUCCACAUUGACAUCACCUCCUCGGUACGAGGCGGGAUUGCAGAGUUCCUCUUCAAGCUGCUAGUUCUGCGGUACCUGGCGGACGCUGAUGGGAACAUGUGGCUACGGCAGCCACAUCACUUGUAUGUCAUUGAAAUCCUUGAAACGGAUCCAGCGCCAAAGAAGCCCACGAGGCUGGGACUGAAGUACAGUUUCCUGGAGGUCUUCCCUAAGAUCACAUGCAAGUCUCCUAAAGAAGUGCUGGAAAUGGAGACGCAGGGAAGCCCGUCUCGGGAUGCCCUGGAGCCAGGAAUGGAUCUAGUGGAGUUCUGCAGCGAGGCCUUCCAGAGACCUUUCCAGUACCUGACACGAUUCGACUCUGGGGACAACCUGGAUCUGUUCAGCUACGACAGGGGCUCUGUCGAGGGGAGUCCCGCGGAGUGCCUGCAGCGGUUUCUCAUGCACUGCGGCGUGAUGGACCCCUCGUGGUCGGAGCUGAGGAACUUUGUCUGGUUCCUGAACAUCCAGUUGCAAGACUGUGAAGCUUCGGUCUUUUGUAACCCUGAAUUUGUCCAGGACACUCUGCAGGGUUUCAAACGCUUUGUGGUGACCUUCAUGAUCCUAAUGGCCCGGGAUUUUGCCACCCCCUCUCUGAACAUCUCCGAUCAGAGCUCAGGGCGAGCCACCUUUGACUUGGAGGGCGUCACGGAAGCAGAUCUCUUUCCUUUCCGCAUUCGGAAGAAGUGGGAAUCGGAGCCCCAUCCAUACUUAUUCUUCAACGAAGACCACAUCUCCAUGACCUUCAUUGGCUUCCAUCUUCAGGGCAAUGCCACUGGUGGCAUUGACGCCGUCAGUCCUGUGAAUGGCGAUAUCCUCAAAAGCAACGUCAUGACCUCCCAGCUGUACAAGGGGCUGUUGCUUCAGCGGGUUCCUUUCAACAUGGACUUUGACCGGUUGCCCAGACACGAGAAGCUAGGGAAACUGUGCAUGAUUUUGGGAAUCGAGUGGCCCAUGGACCCUGAUGAAACGUAUGAGCUCACGACGGACAACGUACUCAAAAUCCUGGCCAUUGAGAUGCGGUUCAGAUGUGGCAUCCCAGUUAUCAUCAUGGGAGAAACAGGCUGUGGGAAAACCAGGCUUAUCAAGUUCCUGUGUGAGCUGCGCAAGGUUGGCUCCGACGCAGAGAACAUGAAACUAGUGAAAGUCCACGGAGGCACCAGCGCAGCGACAAUUUAUGAUAAGGUCAGGGAAGCGGAGGCUGUCGCCAAGACCAAUAAGGAGCUCUACAGGCUGGACACGAUCCUGUUCUUCGAUGAAGCCAACACGACUGAAGCCAUUAGCAGCAUCAAGGAGGUGCUGUGCGACCGUACGGUAGAAGGGAAGCCUCUGGACCCCUAUUCGGGCCUGAAGAUCAUUGCCGCGUGCAACCCUUACCGGAAGCACAAAGAGGAGAUGAUUCAACGCUUGGAGUCGGCGGGUCUCGGCUACCGCGUCAAAGCAGAUGAGACCAGAGAGAAGCUCGGCUCCAUCCCACUGAGGCAGCUCGUGUACCGCGUCCACGCUCUCCCCCCCAGCAUGAUCCCUCUGGUGUGGGAUUUUGGGCAGCUGAACAACCUGACAGAGAAAAUGUACAUCCAGCAGAUUGUUCAGAGGCUUACCGACUCGGUCCCGGCAACAGAAGAUGAACUGACGGUCAUCACGGAGGUGCUCUACAUCUCGCAGAGCUACAUGAGGGAGAGGGCUGACGAGUGCAGCUUCGUCAGCCUCCGGGACGUGGAGCGCUGCGUGGAAGUGUUCAAGUGGUUUUACGACCACAGCGAUCUCCUGCUGAAAAACCUGGAGGAGCUCCCUGCGAAGAGGUCUGAGAAAAUACCUGUAAAAAGGAACAAAGCCCUCUGGGCUUUGGUACUGGCAACUGGGGUCUGCUAUCAUGCGUCCUUGGAGAAGAAGAAGUUGUACAGAAACAGGAUUUCCAAGGCCCUUCCAAAGCCUUACAACAACCAGAAAGGGAUUUUGGAUGAGAUCUGCCUGAUGCAGGACGUCUUUCUGCGUGGCGUGCAGCUGAGAGAGACCAUUGCCAAAAAUGCGGCCUUGAAGGAAAAUGUCUUUAUGAUGGUCAUCUGCAUUGAGCUGAAAAUCCCCCUCUUCCUCGUUGGCAAGCCUGGCAGCUCCAAAUCCCUCGCCAAAACCAUCGUGGCGGAUGUCAUGCAAGGCCAGGCCGCUUACGUCGAUCUCUACAAGGAGCUGAAACAGAUCCACCUGGUGUCCUUCCAGUGCAGCCCUCACUCGACGCCCGAGGGGAUCAUUGGGACCUUCAAGCACUGCGCCCGCUUCCAGGACGGGAAGAACCUGGACGAGUACGUCUCGGUGGUGGUGCUGGAUGAGAUUGGGCUGGCCGAAGACUCUCCUAAAAUGCCCCUGAAGACCCUACACCCGCUCCUGGAGGACGGCUGCAUCGACGACGAUCCGCUUCCGCACAAGAAAGUCGGUUUUAUCGGCAUCUCCAACUGGGCCCUGGAUCCAGCCAAAAUGAAUCGGGGCAUCUUUGUUUCCCGCGGUGAUCCCAAUACCACAGAGCUCAUUGAGAGCGCAAAGGGGAUUUGCUCUUCGGACCCGGUCACCCAGAAGAUUGAGCAAUACUUUCCCCUGUUUGCGGAGGCAUACGACAGGAUUUGCAAGGGCCAAGGCAGGGAUUUUUUUGGGCUGCGCGAUUACUACAGCCUCAUCAAAAUGGUCUUUGCUCUCACCAAGUUCUCACAGAAAGAGCCCACGCCUCGCGACAUCGCGCAGGCCGUUCUCCGUAACUUCAGCGGCAAAGAUGACAUCAACGCCUUGGACACGUUUACUUGCAAGUUACCGGGCAAAGAAGAAAUACGUGCUCACGACAUCAGCACCAUUGAACUCGUCCAGCAGAACAUCUACAGCGACGGUCAGGACAGCGAGUGCAGAUACCUGCUGGUGCUAACGGAGAACUACGCAGCCCUGCAGAUCCUCCAGCAGGUGUUUUUCACAAAGAGGCAGCAACCAGAGAUUAUCUUUGGCUCCAGCUUCCCCAAGGACCAGGAAUACACCCAGAUCUGCCGCAACAUCAACCGCGUGAAGAUCUGCAUGGAAACGGGGCAGAUGGUCGUCCUCCUCAACUUGCAGAAUCUCUAUGAAAGCCUCUACGAUGCCCUGAACCAGUAUUACGUGCACCUGGGGAGCCAGAAGUACGUUGACUUGGGUUUAGGCACCCACCGGGUGAAAUGCAGAGUGCACCCUGAUUUCCGUCUGAUCGUCAUCGAGGAGAAGGACGUGGUGUACAAGCGCUUCCCCAUCCCGCUGAUCAACAGGCUGGAGAAACACUACCUGGAUAUCGACAUCGUCCUGGAGAGGUGGCAGAGGGAUGUUGUGGAAGAGCUGAAGAGAUGGGUGAAUGAUUUCACGGCGGUUGAUACUGAGAAGCAGCUCCUGGGCCAGCAGAAGUACAGCCCCUCCGACGUCUUCGUGGGGUACCACUCCGAUACCUGCGCCUCGGUCGUCCUGCAGGUGACGGAGAGGCUGAAGCAAAUGCACUCUCUCGAGGAGCUGAUGCUGGAGGUGAAAAAAGAGGCCCAGCUGGUGCUACUGAACUGUGCCACGCCGGACUCGGUGAUUCGCCUGGGCAGCGCACGGCUCGAUUCCUUCAUGGCCGAGCGCCUGGCCAAGGUGUACUUCAAGGAGCAGCAGCACACAUCUCUUACGGAUUUUGUCUGCGCUCACAUCCAGACACAGACCCAAGCCCGCAUGGUCUUUACCGAGGUCACCACUUUCUCGCGGCUCCUGACGGCCACCGAUUCGGAGAGCUUGAGGGCAGAGGUGCAGGGCGAGGUGCAGAGCCUGGCCCUCCUGUCUCUGCAGCAGUUCGACACCGAGCACUCCUUCCUCAAAGAGAUUCGGAGUUUCCUUGAUGCUACUUCUGGGAAUAAAAUCCUGAUUAUUCAGACAGACUUCGAAGACGGUUCUCAAAGUGCCCAGCUCAUCGCCUCGGCUAAGUACUCGGCCGUCAAUGAGAUCAACAGGGUGGAGCUGGGAGACGUCUCCGUCUUCGUCUACUUCAUCACAAAGCUGUCCCGCGUGGAAGGGGGAGGCUCCUACGUGGGCUUCCAUGGAGGGCUGUGGCGGUCCGUGCAUAUCGACGACCUCCGCAGAUCCAAGGACAUGGUCUCCGACGUGACUGCUCUGAGGAACUUCACCAUCAGCCAGCUCUUCCGUGAGGACACAGACGAGCCUGAACCUAUGAUAGUGGACGGGGAAAAGCAGCAGGAGGAGCGGAUGGAGGUGGAGACGGCUGCCUUGGAAGAGGAGGAGUACAGCGCCGAAGUCCUGGGCACGACCAACCUUUUGAGGAGCUGUGUGCAACCCGCGGUGGGCAUGCUGAGGGACGACAACGAGGGCUCCAGUCGGAGCACGAGGAGGGUUGAGAUUCUUCUCGGCCUUCUGUCGAAUGAGGACGACUCGAAAGCCUCCUUCCUGAGGAUAUCCAAAAACCGUCUCUUCAGCCUUUUGAAGAAGCAAGAAGAGAAUUCCUUCCACGUGGGAGACUGGGUGCUUCGGGAGGCUUCCAACCUCAACGCCCUCCAGGAGGCAGGGACUUUCAGACAGACCUUGUGGAAGCGGGUCCAGAACGCAGUGAUCCCGCUGCUGGCUCACAUGGUGUCUGUCAUAGACCGGGACAGUAACCUGGAGUUACUGGUCAAGCCGGACGCAGAGGACUGCGUGAAAGCACUGUGGAUGUUCAUCUUCAAUGACCUGAAACUUCUGGACGUGCCCCACAAUGUGGGCAGCCGCAGCUCCCAGACCGAGACCAUCCUGGUGCCGAAUAACAUGAAUGUGUAUGAUGGCAAUAAGAUGCCCUUCAGCUGGAGGAUAAAGGACUAUUUGGAAGAGAUCUGGCUGCAAGCUCAAUACAUCCAAAGCCAAGAAGGUCCUGCAGCCAAGUUUGUGGAUAUAUUCCAGAAGACCCCGCUGGGCAGCUUCAUUUCUAGCCUGGCUGAGCAAGACAGGAACCAGCUCUUCCACUUCUAUGUCAUAGACUUCAUCCUCCUGACUAUGAGUGUGUCCUGUGUCGGAGAGUUACAGGUUCUGCAGACAGCUCUCUUGUCCUGCGUCGAGGAACUACAGGCUGCGUUGCCAAGUGAAGAGAGGAUGCUGUCCUUGCCCUGGGUCCACCUGGGAUACCAUCGGUUCAGGAGCCGGCUGCAGAACUUCUCCAGGAUCUUGGCUGUGAAUCCCAGAGUGCUGAAGGAUCUUGAGGAACAGUCAGUGGCAGAUCCCAUGCUGGCACGCUCUGGGAUGGUGCUGGAUGUGUUUGCGGCCCUGGCUUGUACUGAGAGGCUGGAGAACGAAGUGCUGAAGUGCAACCCGCAGGCUUGGCUCCAGCAGGUGAAGAACCUUCACAUGCCCAUUGAACUGGUCUGCACGGAGAAUUACCUGCAAGGCCAUAGCAGCCAUUGCCAUCAGCUGCUCCAGGAAGUAAGGAUCCGGUGGAACCGGAUCUUCUCCAUGUCUCUCUUGGUGGAGCAUGUGCUGCUGGGGGUCAACGCCCACCUCCCAGAGCUGCGGGACCUGGUGCAGAGACACAUCCUGAUGCUCGGCAAGUGCCUCCAGGGGAACUCUGACCUCAAGACUCAGGAAACUUUCUUUGCGGUGAUGAAGGUGCUGUGUCUCUGUAAGGAAGAAGCCAGCAAAACGAUCUGCAGAUAUGGUCUGAUGCCAUGUCCGAUCUGCCUGGGAGACCCCCAGGAUCCCGUCACGCUGCCAUGCGAUCAUGUCUUCUGCCAGAACUGCAUCAAACAGUGGCUAGCACCAGGCCAGAUGAUCUGUCCAUACUGCAGAGUCAACCUCCCAGAUGCCUAUAAUGUAACCGUCUCCAAGGAGCUCAGUGAGGCUAUCCAGAAGAACGCCAAGUUUCGGCAGAUGUGCAACAGCUUCUUCAUAGACCUGGUUUCCACCAUGUGCUUCAAGGACAAUGAACCGCCAGAGAAGGACGUGAUUGAGGGGCUGUUAGGGCUGCUGUUUGCUCACCGGAAGCCUUUCACAGUUGGUAUGAUGGAGCACCAGGCCGUGUACACAAAAUCGCUCUCCCCGUUCGACGACGUGGUGGACAGGACGCCCGUCAUCCGCUCCAUCGUGCUGAAGCUGCUAUUGAAAUACAGCUUCGAGGAGGUGAAGGACUACCUGCAGGAGUACCUGAGGCAGGUGGAGCAGAACCAGAUCCUGGGCAAAGACGACAAGUCGGAGCUUUACGUCCUUUUUGUCAGCUGCUUGGAGGAUUCAAUGUACGAUAAAACUGGAGCGUGCUCUGAGAAAGAGCAAACCCACUCUUUGCGGGAAGAGGCAUGUUUUCUAGUGAGAUACCUCCAGAAGAGCAGCCAGAAAGCCAGGAGGGAAUCCUCUAUUAGAAACCUGCAAGCAGUGGCCAAGGUCCGGCUCUGCCUGGAUAGGGCUGCAGAGCUGCUCUGUGAAAGGCAUGGAUGUCAAGAGCGGGCCUCAGAGAAGCGGAAGUACCUGGAGGCGGUAAUGAGGUUUUGCACGCACGCUGAGAAUGACUGGUACCGCAUCUACCUGGUCCGGAGACUCGCCAACCAGUACGGGAUGGAGUGUGCCCAGCGGCUUGCCAAUGAGGCUGAGUCUGGUUGGAUAUUUCCCGAGGAAAUUAUUCAACAGCAGAGGGAACAGCCCAGCCAGAUCGAUCGGUACCUGGUGUGCGGCGAGAGCUACCGGGUCCUGCGCGACGCUGUGGGGAAGGCGAUGCUGGCGUGCAAGAUGGAGGGCAUUGCCGCAGCCCAGGGGGCAUGUAACAGCCCCAAACCUGCACAAGCCGUUCACCUGCUCCUGGCCAUUUUCCGAGAGGUCACAGUUCUGUACGGAUGCAAGAACCCAAGUCUCCACCCCAAGCAGGAGCAAUGCGACGCUCUGACCAAGUUCAUCCAGAGCUGUGAAGCCCUGGCCUCGGCAGAUCAGAAGGAGUUUGCAGCUGCCCUGGUGCUGAACAGGAUCCCGUCGCUGGCCCUGAACCCCCCGCGCUUCAGCUGCGACGGGACGCUGAUCGAGAUGGCAGUUCACAUGGCUGCCGUCCUGCUGUGUGGGCAGAACCCGAUCCUGGAGCCCCUGAGGAACCUGGCCUUCGAUCCCAGCUCGAUGCAGCGUGCUUUCCUGCCUACGAUGCCUGAAGACCUGACAGACCAAGCCAUGGGGUGGGAUGGAAUGACGCAGCUGCACUGGUACACAUGCGCGAAUGGCCACCCGUGCACUAUUGGAGAGUGCGGUCGACCCAUGCAGGUCAGUCGUUGCAUCGAGUGCAAUGCUGAGAUCGGAGGUUCAAAUCACAAGUCCCUGCCAGGCUUUCAGCCAAUUCAGCAAAGGACUGACCGGACUCAAACUGGCCACGUACUCGGAGACCCCAGAAACGGAGAUGUGCUCGGGGUGUCUGAAAGGGCGCUGUCCCCUGUUGUCUGUCUUGUCAUCCGCUUGCUCAUGCACUCGGCGAUGCUGCUGGGAGCCACAAAAGACCCCCAGUCCCUGAACAGGAUAGUUAAGCCGCCAGUUCCAGACCCAGUGAGUUUCUUCCUGGCGCACAUGCAGAAGGACUUGACCCAGCUGAUCAAAACGCUGGGGAAGAGUGCCGAUGAGACUGUCAACGUGGUGCACGUCAUCCUGGGCAGCCUCUUCAAGGACCCCCACGAGCACCCAAACCAGUGGCCAGUUGGCUUUGACAGGACGCUCUCCACCAAGCAAGCGAGAAACACCUGGGAAGGAAUCAUUGCAAACACUGUUGUUAUUCCUGAGUUAAAGUGUUUGGACCGCACCCUUCAGGAUUUAAACGGGCAAAUCAGCACGGACGAGAGGAUCUGCUCCAGCCCGGUGGUGAAAAUCGUCUACGGCGACCCCACGACCUUCCUGAGUCGGCUGCCCACAGACAGCGCUGUGCACUGCUCGAAGAUGUGGAGCUGCAGGAAGAGGAUCUCGCUGGAGAACCUGGGGCACGUGGUGCAGCAGCGGGACGGCAAGGACGCCGUGCCCCUCCUGUGGAAGUUCCUGCAGAAGGAAGGGGAGCUGCGACUGGUGAAGUUCCUGCCAGACAUCCUGGCUCUGCAGAGAGGCCUGGUGAAGAGGUUCCAGAAUGUCACGGAUGUGAAAUGCUGCACGAUGCAAGACUUCCUGAGAGAGUCCCACUCAGAUGUGAUGAGGAAUCUGCUCCAGAGCCAAGUGACCACAUUCCUGUCAGUGUGGAAUAAGCUCAGGAGAUCCUUGGAGACCAAUGGGGAAAUCAAGCUUCCCAAGGACUACUGUGAUGACGACCUGACCCUGGGGAGCCCGUUCGAAAUCCUGCUGCCGCGCAGGCGGGGGCUGGGCCUGUGCUCCACGGCUUUGGUCAGCUACCUCAUCGGCCUGCACAACGACUUUGUCCACAGCGUGGAGAAGCACACGCAGGAGGAGAACAAGUACAUCAUCAGCCCCUCGGAAGUGGCCGACCUGCACGUGAUCAGCUACGAGGUGGAGAGGGACCUGAUCCCUCUAAUCCUGUCCAAUGCCCAGUACAGCGUGGAGAAGGGCGGGGAGACGCUGCAAGAGUUUGACCUGGAGAAGAUCCAGAAGCAGGUGGUCAGCAGGUUCCUGCAGGGCAAGCCCAUCAUCACCCGCACGGGGAUCCCCACCCUGGUGUACAGGCACGACCGGAACUACGAGCACCUGUUUAAUGACAUCAGGAACAAGCUGAGACAGGACUCCCUGCCCAACGCCACCAUCGGCAUGAUCACCGGGGAACUGCAGUCCUUCAAUGACAUCUGCGAAGCCCUCUCUGUCAUCGAUGUGGUGCUGGGCUUCCUGGCCACAGCCGGCGGGGACGCGGACAUGCUCCUCAUCACCUACGUCCAGGACGUGCUGCAGAUGGGUGACACGAGCCCCCCUGUGCUUCAGGCGCUGAGCCGGUGCAGCCUGAAACACAGCAUCGCCCUUUGGCAGCUCCUCUCCACCCACAAGUCAGAGCAGCUGCUGCGGCUCAAGCAGGACCCCUUUGCCGACAUCAGUGAUGAAUACAAAGAGGAGCUUGGAGCAGAGGAUGCAAAGCGUCUCGGUGCCUGCCUGGUGCAAGCCGGGCUCGAGGCUUUCCUGCAGGAGCUGCACGAGAUGAUCGUCCUGAAGCUGAAACACGCCCAGGCUGGGAAUGAGUUUAACUCCAAGUGGGGGCUGAAAGAUGCAUUCAUUUCCUACCUGGAAACAAAAGACAGCGUCAUACCUACAGAGCUGGAGGAGCUGUUUCCAGAAGACAUUCUCCUCUCCCAGUGCAUUGCUGCCUGGAGAGCAGCUGCUGCCCUCAAACGGGAUCGGAGAGUAGGUUAAUACAGCAGAGAAAUGGAAGAUCACAGAAGGGCAGCACCGGGUCUCGCCAUAACCUGCUGAGUUAUACUGAUCCCUCCUCCUUGGAAGGUGAAUUCUGGUACCUCCGAUGCUUUUCAAGUCAGUGAGCUGCUGGCAGUUCAGCUGCCUCCGCUGUACUUGAUUCAGGACCAAAAUGUGAUGCACAAGCAUCGAGGGUUUGAUGCAUCAGAAGCACAAAGGUUUUGGGGAACCAACCUGUGUACAAUACUGUUUCUUAAGCCUGUAAUGCAGUUGUCUUAAACGUUCUGGUGCAUUUGAAGGGUUAAAAAAAAAAAAAGCCAUUCCCCUUCACUGACCUGUCCAGGGAGGUAUCCGUGUGCAUCUCCUGGGCGACUUGGCAAGCCAUAGUAUAAGCAUGUUCUUUCUGCACAUUUUCUGUAGAUAUAAUGACGCUUCAUAUUCUCCCUUGCUGUCAGUGUUUUCGUACUUAGCAAGAAAAUGAGCCCGAUCCUAUCACCAAGUCUUCUAAGCUUCCCCAUUGUAGUGAUACCAAAACUGUCAUCUUCAAUCCAAAGAGACACGUCUUCCCCUCUGACGGGAUAGCUUCGGGCCCCCUCGAACACCCCGCGAGGGGUUGCAAGGAGCGCGAGUGAAGCCGAGAGCUUCGGUGAGAGCGCACGUAGACAAGGUGGAACAAUGCAUUUCAGCACUCAACCAGGGAAGCUGCUCUUGUGGCUGCUUUAACACAAUGUGAUGUGGCUCUGGUUGUAGUGAUGUAACUACCUCAGCACCAAAACCACUUCCUGCUCCUUUUUUGGAGGCCAUACAAAUAUGGUGCUGAGUGGCUGCUUUUUGGCAUGUGUGUGCACUGCAGAAACACAUGCACUUGCACAUCAGGGCUCAGCCUUUUUGUCUGUGUCGAGGUAUGUUUACUGUCAUGUCCAUCCUGGGAUCCCCAGCUGAGGACCUGGUCUUCCCCUCAAUCCCUUUUUAACAUCUUUCCUGUCUUCUUGGGCUUGGGCAAAUGUCAUCCCACACUUUUGGGGGGUUUUUUGUUUUUCCUCUCACAUGAAGAAUCUGCAGCAGUCAGGGGCCACAGUGAGUUCUUGCUGGUACAGGAGCACAGUUUGUGAUUGUCAGCGGACCCAUGUUUUCCUUUAGAAAACCUCUCAGGCCAAACGUUUUGUAAUUUCAGAGCCAGAAGCUAGGCUUGAGUAAGUUCCAGAUUUUCAGAUCAAAUUGAGUGGGAAGUCGGAUCUUUUGAGAUGUGCUAUAUUCACAAGCCUUUCAAAGUGAGAGUAUUCUAUAAACCACGCGCUCACUUACUACAUUUGAGGAUGUCAUGGUCUCCCUUGAAUAUUGCACGUCCCCAAGCCUGGGUUUACCGAGCUGGGUUACAUGCAUCUGAAAAGCGCUGUAUUGUGAAUUCUCACUAGGAGAGGUAGUUUGGGUUCCCUUUGCAGGGAAGGUCCAAGCUUUGCCCUAACAGUUCACUGCCAUUUAUUGAUUUGUUGCAAUAUUGUUAUUUUAACCAGUAUAGGGGGAUUGGAUCCCUAAAGACAAUUGCGGUGGUUUCCCCAUUGCGAGCUGUAUAGGUGCCAGUUAAAACUUGCUGUUUUCUCCGACUGCAGACUUAAUAUUUCAAGUUGCCUUUUUAAAAGGUGUUGAAGACGGGAGCCCGCUCCUAAAUGUCUCAGGUUCUCAGUUUGGACAGACCCCAAACUAAACUUCUAGUAGCAAAUAAUGCACCGGUGACUUUUCCAGUUGCUGUUUUGUUGCUUUUUCUAGGUGCCUUAAAGAGUUACCGGUAUGGCAUCGUGCCAGAUGCAAUUCUGUUCAACUGAGCUGCUUUUACUUUUUCGAAGGAUUCUUUAUACUGUUUUAUGAUAGUUGUUGCUAUUUUUUCUUGUCUGGAAAUCUUAAUAAAAUUGUUCAGAAGAGUUUAUCACUAAUAAACAAGCUUAUCCCCAUUUA
Molecule: messenger RNA, 17934 nt
Organism: Alligator mississippiensis (American alligator)
Lineage: Eukaryota; Metazoa; Chordata; Crocodylia; Alligatoridae
Gene: RNF213
Product: ring finger protein 213
Exons: 68
Coding region: 202-15981 (5259 amino acids)
Biological process (GO): ubiquitin-dependent protein catabolic process; negative regulation of non-canonical Wnt signaling pathway; sprouting angiogenesis
Cellular component (GO): membrane; cytosol; nucleolus
Molecular function (GO): ubiquitin-protein transferase activity; metal ion binding; ATP hydrolysis activity
Source: RefSeq, a predicted model, not a curated record